Molecule: messenger RNA, 1035 nt
Organism: Myotis davidii
Lineage: Eukaryota; Metazoa; Chordata; Mammalia; Chiroptera; Vespertilionidae
Product: olfactory receptor 10T2-like
Exons: 4
Coding region: 1-1035 (344 amino acids)
Biological process (GO): G protein-coupled receptor signaling pathway
Cellular component (GO): membrane
Molecular function (GO): G protein-coupled receptor activity; olfactory receptor activity
Source: RefSeq, a predicted model, not a curated record
AUGGGGCUGAGUCUGUGGGCCCAUUUGGCCAAGCUGGAUUCUGUGUACCGAGUACACAGGCAUGACUGGGAUCCUGUGUACCGAGUACAUGACCCUGGUGUGUACCAAACUCCUAAGAAGCAGUGGGAAAAUGCCACCUGGCUGGUGACAGAGUUUGUGCUGGUGGGUUUCUCCAACCUCCCACACCUGCAGACCACCCUCUUCACGCUGUUCUUCCUCAUGUACCUGGUCACCCUCAGUGGCAAUGCCACCAUCAUCACCAUUAUCCAUGUGGAUCGGACCCUUCACACCCCCAUGUACCGCUUCCUGGCGGUGCUGUCCCUGUCGGAGACCUGCUACACGCUGGUCACCAUCCCGAAUAUGCUGGCACAUCUGCUCAUGGAGAGCCAGGCCGUCUCCAUUGCUGGCUGUCGGGCUCAGAUGUUCUUCUUCCUGGGCCUGGGCUGCAGCCACUGCUUCCUCCUGACCCUGAUGGGUUAUGACCGCUACGUAGCCAUCUGCCACCCGCUGCGGUACUCGGUGAUCAUGAGACCCACCGUCUGCCUCUGCCUGGGAGCCCUGGUUUUCUGUUUGGGGUUCUCGGUGGCCCUGAUCGAGACCAGCAUGAUCUUCUCCUCGCCCUUCUGCAACAGCGACCGCGUGGAGCACUUUUUCUGCGACAUUGCCCCUGUUUUGAAGUUGAGCUGCGCCCAGAGCACAGGCAAAGCGCUGGGCAUCUUCUUCCUCAGCGUCCUGGUGGUGCUGUUCUCCUUCCUCCUCAUCCUCCUCUCCUACGCCUUCAUCGUGGCUGCCAUCGUGAGGAUCCCUGCGGCCGCUGGCCGGCGCAAGGCCUUCUCCACCUGCGCGGCCCACCUCACCGUGGUCAUCGUGCAUUUUGGCUGCGCCUCCAUCAUCUACCUGCGCCCCGAGUCCGCAGGAAACCCUGCCCAGGACCGCCUGGUGGCUGUCUUCUACACGGAUUUGGCCCGAGGUGCAGGCAAGCCUCAGAUUGUGGCUGCCCAGUCUCCCAGGGCCACCGGAGCCUCAGACAAGUAG